UUUUACAGACUAGUGUGUCGAGCUCAGGGCAAUUAAUUGUAACUAUAGUUGUCUCCCUUCGACGUGUUUUAAAGAACAUGAAGUAGUUGUUUUUUUCUGACUACAUGAUUUGCCAGCGUUUGAGAUUGAGGUCCAACUGUGCUGCUGCUGCUGCCGCUCGUGCUGCUGCUGCAACUUUCCCCGUGUGUGAUGUUGGACAUGGGCGAAAGGAAAGAAGUGAAAAUGAUUCCCAAGUCGUCCUUCAGCAUAAACAGUUUAGUGCCCGAAGCAGUCCAAAGCGAUAACCAAUCUCUGCGAGUUUUGUCCGAGGAAGAGCCCAGCAAGGGUAUCGAACCCAAGACCGAUAGCUACGGAACGAAAAACGAAUGUGGCCCAGGUGAGCUCACCUCAACAGAGGAUAAAGAGAAGCAACAGCAGCUUGACGAUAAGAAGGUGGACAUCAAGGACGGGGAUGGGGGCAAAGAUGGGGACAAGAAGAACGGCAAGUAUGAGAAACCACCCUUCAGCUAUAAUGCCCUCAUUAUGAUGGCCAUCCGUCAAAGUCCCGAAAAACGGCUGACACUCAAUGGCAUUUACGAGUUUAUCAUGAAGAACUUCCCUUACUAUCGGGAAAAUAAACAAGGCUGGCAAAACUCCAUCCGGCAUAAUCUGAGUCUCAAUAAAUGUUUUGUAAAAGUACCACGGCACUAUGAUGACCCUGGCAAAGGAAACUACUGGAUGCUGGACCCUUCUAGUGAUGAUGUGUUUAUAGGUGGCACUACCGGCAAACUCCGCCGGCGAUCUACCACCUCUAGAGCCAAGUUAGCUUUUAAAAGGGGAGCUCGCCUCACUUCCACAGGACUGACUUUCAUGGAUAGGGCAGGGUCCCUCUACUGGCCCAUGUCUCCAUUUCUGUCACUACAUCACCCGCGAGCCAGCAGCACUCUCGGUUACAAUGGGACCACUUCCGCUUACCCCAGCCACCCCAUGUCUUACAGUUCAGUAUUGACUCAGAAUUCGUUGGGAAGCAAUCACUCUUUCUCCACCUCUAAUGGGUUAAGUGUUGACAGACUUGUGAACGGAGAGAUCCCUUAUGCUACUCAUCACCUCACAGCAGCUGCACUGGCUGCCUCGGUGCCAUGUGGCUUGUCAGUACCCUGCUCCGGCACCUACUCUUUAAACCCUUGUUCUGUCAACCUUCUAGCAGGACAAACAAGUUACUUUUUCCCUCACGUCCCUCACCCUUCAAUGACUUCGCAAACCAGCACUUCUAUGUCAGCCAGAGCUGCCUCCUCCACGUCUCCACAGGCACCUUCCACGCUUCCUUGUGAGUCCUUAAGACCCUCUUUGCCGAGUUUUACCACAGGACUUUCUGGAGGACUUUCUGAUUACUUCACACACCAGAAUCAGGGGUCUUCUUCCAACCCACUAAUACACUAACAAAACAUCCUUGGGAUACAGACUGAUUCAGUUUUAUGGUGCAAUGAAGAGUCCUGUUGCAGACUGGAAGAUGUCAUUUCUUACUCAAAGACUAGAAAGCUGCAAGUCUGUGUUGAUGCUGGCUGCAAGUAUAUCUAGCAUGGCAUACAGUGGAGACCAGCAGUACAGAAUCAGCAACAUCUGCAGAACUCUUAAUGGUCACAAAAGUACUGUUUCAUAGACAACCAUAACGGAGGUCACUGACAUGAUGUUGUCUGUUACAGAAGUACUAUAUACUAAGGCAGGUGUUAAGACACAAGUUAAGUUAUAAUUUCAAAUCUAUACUAAGAAAAAUGUUAUCACUCUGCAUACUGUCUUAGCACAGCAACAAUAUUUGACUGAAAUGGUUACCUGCUAAUACAGCUAUAGAAUGGAAAAUAUCUCAAUUAGAAUUUGGACUGUAUUUUACACAGAGCAGCUAAUUUACCACAUAAAACCUUUUUAUAUCAUUAAAACAUAAUAAUGACUCAGCAUUCUACCUUAACACUAUUAUUCAUCUUAUAUUUGUGUGGAAGAGGCUUUUUAAAGCAUUAUUUUGGAAGUAUUCAAGAAAGAAUAUAUGUAUGCCAGAUUAACUAGAAGACAAGAUCUCCAAACAAAUUCAUAGUAAUUUCAUGCUCUUUUUAUCUGACACCAGCAAAAACAAUCAUGUAAACAACACAAGUAUACCUGUAACAUUCCAAGCUUUUGAUUGGUUAACAUUGUUGAUAACCUCCUUCUGAUUCUUCAUAUUCCUGUUUCUACUUCCCUUUGGGGACUAUACCACUCUAGAGCAUUCUGAUAAAAAAAGACUCAAAUACUGCACUGAUACAGUGACAUUCCUACCUCUGUACAAAAAUUAUGAGGAACAAGUUAAUUAUAUUUAAUAACUGUGUGUAACAGAAUGAAAAAAGAAUACAAUGCAUGGAAAAGGGAACAAUGUAUUUUCCUUGACACCUUGCAUGAUAAUAGGAAUACUAUUACACCUAAAACAGUUCUUGUUCAGAACUUGAUAAAUACUUUAAUGGUGUACUUAAUUAAUUUCACAAGACAGAGUGUUUCAGCUCCAUGUUGCCAGAAUGGAGUUGAUCCAACAUUGGUAGGCUGCUUUUCUCAAAAGCAGUAAUUUCAUUUUAGAUGCCAGCAAACUAUUACACAUCACAUAUUACCCAAGAUGCAACAGUCUCAGAGUUGAUUAUUAAGCAACAGAGAUGUGGGGUGUAGCUCCACACAUGGGAAAGGUCUAACAAGAUUGCCUUAGAAGGGGAAAGUGUGUUAUUGGCUCUCUCUGAUACUAUUAUUUAUCAGGAUAACAUAAUUGCUGGACAAUCCCAACCCUCAUAAUGGGUUUUGGUUCAUAAUACUUCAUGGAGAAGUCUUAAAAUCAAUAGUUUAAAUUCAGAAUUAAAUGUCUGUGUUGGACAAAAUAUAGCGUUCUUCCUGAGGUAAUUUAAUAUACUGUCAUAUGAAUUUGUUCUGGUUCAUAAUGCUUCUGUCCUGCCAUUUCGUUGGUGUAAGCUUAACUGCUCUGUGGCAGGUAAAUUAUUUGAAACCUAAGCAACAUAUUGUCCCAUUAGUGGCCUCUUCCUUGCUUUCAAAGUUACCUGCAUCUAUUUAUGUUGCAGCUAUCCAUUUUGUGUGUAUAUGUACUGUUACAUUUGCUGUUUAUUUCUUUCUCAUUGGUGCAUUUAUCUUCUGUACUGUGAAUGAUGAAACUUUUUUCGUUUCUAUGAUUUUGUAUUUACUGUAUUUUAAUGUAUAUGCAUAGACUGUUUACACCAAUCUUUCCUCAUGUAGCUUGCUUGUUAUGAAGUACUGGAUAAAGUACUUGUUUUUUAA
Messenger RNA from Protopterus annectens (West African lungfish), 3276 nucleotides. RefSeq names its product forkhead box G1 (gene FOXG1). Lineage: Eukaryota; Metazoa; Chordata; Ceratodontiformes; Protopteridae. Gene Ontology annotation, molecular function: DNA-binding transcription factor activity; sequence-specific double-stranded DNA binding. The record is from RefSeq and is a predicted model, not a curated record. The coding region runs from base 190 to 1419 and encodes 409 amino acids. Gene Ontology annotation, biological process: regulation of transcription by RNA polymerase II. The transcript is spliced from 2 exons. Gene Ontology annotation, cellular component: nucleus.